AUGGCGGAUCUCACUUGUACGACGCCGUUUCUGCUCUACCCUUCACUCGUCAUCAUCCUCUUCUUCUACUCCCUUAACCACCAUAACCGAUUUCUCUCCUCCGUCGUCGACGAUGAUCCUUCGUGCCGUCUCUCUCUCUCCUCUUCGAAUUCGUCUUCUCCACAAUCUGUUUUCUCUUCCUUCAGAUUCUUCCCUUUUCGUUCUUCUUCCUCUUGUCUCUCCACUCUCAACAAUUCGUCGUCAGAAGUUACGGUGGUAGAAGAAGUUGAUGAAGCAGUGGAGAGAAUCGAAGAAGGUUUGGCGAUGGCAAGAGCCGCCAUCAAGAAAGCCAAAGAAGUGGAUCUCCGUCGCCGUCGUGAUCGGAGGAAUAAUUCGAAUUUGAGAUUCGCAUCAAAUGGUUCUGUCUAUCUCAACGCUUUUACAUUUCAUCAGAGCCACAAAGAGAUGGAGAAGAGAUUUAAGAUAUGGACAUAUAGAGAAGGAGAAGCUCCUCUGUUUCACAAGGGUCCUCUCAACAAUAUUUAUGCUAUUGAAGGCCAAUUCAUGGACGAGAUCGAGAACGGAAAAAGCCGUUUCGCGGCAGCUUCACCGGAGGAAGCCACUGUGUUCUACAUCCCUGUUGGGAUCGUCAAUAUCAUACGAUUUGUCUAUAGACCUUACACUAGCUAUGCCCGAGACCGUCUCCAAAACAUUGUGAAAGACUACAUCUCUCUCGUCUCUAACCGUUACCCUUACUGGAAUCGAAGUCGCGGUGCUGACCAUUUCUUCCUCUCCUGUCACGAUUGGGCACCUGAUGUUUCAGCGGUAGAUCCAGAGCUAUACAAGCAUUUCAUCAGAGCUCUCUGCAAUGCCAAUUCAUCUGAGGGAUUCACCCCCAUGAGAGACGUUUCAUUGCCGGAGAUCAACAUCCAAUACGGCCAAUUAGGGUUUGUACACGACGGAGAACCCCCUCAGAACCGCAAACUCUUGGCGUUUUUCGCGGGAGGUUCUCACGGAGAAGUCCGCAAAAUACUUUUCGAACACUGGAAAGAAAAGGACAAAGACGUCCUAGUCUACGAGUAUCUCCCCAAAACUAUGAACUACACCAAGAUGAUGGAUCGAGCAAAGUUUUGUCUGUGUCCGAGCGGUUGGGAGGUAGCGAGUCCAAGAAUCGUGGAGUCUCUUUACUCUGGUUGCGUUCCGGUCAUCGUUGCUGAUUAUUACGUUCUUCCAUUUAGCGAUGUGUUGAAUUGGAAGAGCUUCUCAGUUCAUAUUCCGAUAUCGAAGAUACCGGAGAUAAAGAAGAUUCUAGAAGCGAUACCGGAAGAAGAGUACUUGAAGAUGCAGAGGGGAGUUCUUGAGGUUCGGAAACACUUUGUCGUAAACAGACCAUCAAAGCCAUUUGAUAUGUUGCAUAUGAUUAUGCAUUCUAUAUGGUUACGUAGGCUUAAUGUACGAAUUCCUCUUUCACAGUGA
Messenger RNA from Eutrema salsugineum, 1455 nucleotides. RefSeq names its product probable glycosyltransferase At5g11130. Bases 1 to 1455 code for a protein of 484 amino acids. The transcript has 4 exons. Gene Ontology annotation, molecular function: glycosyltransferase activity. The record is from RefSeq and is a predicted model, not a curated record. NCBI's taxonomy places the organism in Eukaryota, Viridiplantae, Streptophyta, Magnoliopsida, Brassicales, Brassicaceae.